Pectinophora gossypiella (pink bollworm) is the source of this 626-nucleotide messenger RNA. RefSeq names its product probable 28S ribosomal protein S6, mitochondrial (gene mRpS6). The record is from RefSeq and is a predicted model, not a curated record. Bases 92 to 544 code for a protein of 150 amino acids. Gene Ontology annotation, molecular function: structural constituent of ribosome; small ribosomal subunit rRNA binding. Gene Ontology annotation, biological process: translation. The transcript has a single exon. Lineage: Eukaryota; Metazoa; Arthropoda; Insecta; Lepidoptera; Gelechiidae. Gene Ontology annotation, cellular component: ribosome; mitochondrial small ribosomal subunit.
GAAUGAAUGAAAUAAAUAAAAUAACCUCAACAUAGUCCUAAGAGGUUAUUAGCAAUAAAUUACACCUUUUGUUUCCAAAGUAUUCAUUAAAAUGCCGUCGUACGAAUUAGCUUUGAUGUUACGUGCAAUGCCGAAGCCAGAACUUAAAACAACAUUGAAACGUAUAUCGGAAGCAAUAUUCGAUCGUGGUGGGAUAAUAAGAAACAUUGACAACUUGGGUUUCAGAGAAAUACCUUAUAAAACUAGUGCCCACGGGUUAGUGCAUCGGCAAGCUAACUACUUUGUAUUUAAAAUAGAUACAGCGACAAAAACUGUUGCAGAUUUAAAAGAGGAAUAUAGUAGAGACGUGGAUAUUAUAAGACAGCGAGUAUUCAAAGCUUCAUCGGACUGCGAACACAAUUGUACAUUAGAAAAAGAACUCUUGCCUCCGGCCUACCGCGAUGAAGUUCAGAAGAUGAUCGAAAUUGGAAAGACACAAGUAAAUAAGUUCACUUACAAAUUUAAAUACAAUUCUGGUCUGGAUUAUUAUCCUUUCCAAAAGUAAUAAUGCUUACAACAGAUUUAAUUGUAAAUAGGACACUGAAUAGAUUUUAGGCAAGUAUUAAAUUACUAUACAUAUUUUACAA